GGGUUUGCGGCGCGGAGCCGGGCGGGCGGGAGGAGGCGGACGGACGGCGGCGGGAUCCCUGUUCGAUCCUCCUGAGGGGAGGAAGGGCGGGAGGGGGUUUGGGGGGGGGGAGGGAAGGGGGUGGCUUUUCCGUCCGCGUUCGAGCCGCACACGGCGCCCCCGGAGAUGGAAAGGAAGCGCUUCGAGUGCUCGGCGCUGCCCUCCGGCUGGAAGCGGGAGGAAGUGACUCGAAAGUCGGGUCUGUCGGCGGGCAAGAGCGACGUGUAUUACUACAGCCCAAGUGGAAAGAAGUUCAGAAGCAAGCCACAGCUUGCGCGGUAUCUGGGGAACUCUAUGGAUCUGAGCAGCUUCGAUUUCCGAACAGGAAAAAUGCUCAUCAGCAAACUGAAUAAGAACAGACAGAGGCUGCGCUUCGACUCUGCCAACCAGGUCAAGGGCAAACCAGAUCUGAACACUUCACUCCCUGUUAGACAAACGGCUUCAAUUUUUAAGCAACCUGUUACUAAAGUCACCAACCAUCCCAACAACAAAGUAAAAAUGGAUCCGCAGAAAGCUGUUGAACAGCCACGACAGUUAUUCUGGGAGAAGAAACUUACUGGAUUGAAUGCCUUUGAUAUUGCAGAAGAAAUUAUCAAGACUAUGGAUCUACCUAAAGGUUUACAAGGUGUAGGGCCUGGAUGUACAGAUGAAACCUUGUUGUCUGCUAUUGCAAGUGCUUUACACACUAGUUCUAAUCCUAUCACUGGCCAGCUCUCGGCAGCAGUGGAAAAGAAUCCUGGUGUAUGGCUGAAUACCUCUCAACCUCUCUGCAAAGCUUUCAUGGUCACUGAUGAGGACAUUAGGAAGCAGGAAGAACUUGUACAACAGGUGCGGAAGAAGUUGGAGGAGGCACUGAUGGCUGAUAUGCUGGCACAUGCUGAAGAAUCUGGAAAAGAGUCAGAUAUAGUGCAAGAUAAAGAGGACGACGUAUAGCCAAGGUUGUUACUUGAAUCCAGUAUUUUUCAGGGAAGUGUGGACAAAGACAAGUGAAAAUAUUCGUAAGAAUGAGAAUCACUGAAUAGUUGAAUCAUUUUGGAAUUUCCACAUUCAAACUGGUUUAUCAUAUGUUUGAAGAACUACUUUCCCAGUUUUAAAGUGCUUUUUGUCAGAUGGAAACGGUCAUUUGUGAUGGGCAUGUAGACCAUUGCCAGUAAUCAUUUUUAAACCUGGUUUGUUUUUAUAUGCACAUUUUUUUUAAAGCUAUGUAAAAUAUUGUAAAAAUUGAUAUGUGCAAGUUGUCUAGUGGUAGGUACAUCCUAUUGUUUAUGGUUUAAUCGUGAAAUAAGCAUACAUCUUUAGUGACUAGUGCACUAAAGAAUGACUCCAGUAUUUCUAGUUUUGUAUGUUACAUUUCUAGAACAUUGCCUCAUUAAAGAAUUAAGAAUGCAUUGUUCAAUCCAGAAACUGCAUUCAUGCAUGUUCUGUGAAAAUUUGUUUUGAAUAUGUUUUAUAAUGCAUGUCUCCAGUUCCUCCAAGCCUUGGUAAGUGUACAUUAUGUGUAGUGGAACUAAACUGUAAAAGCUGGAAUGGCUUGUCAAUAAAAUCUCAUUGCCAUGUG
Molecule: messenger RNA, 1597 nt
Organism: Pristis pectinata (smalltooth sawfish)
Lineage: Eukaryota; Metazoa; Chordata; Chondrichthyes; Rhinopristiformes; Pristidae
Gene: mbd3a
Product: methyl-CpG binding domain protein 3a
Exons: 7
Coding region: 166-972 (268 amino acids)
Molecular function (GO): DNA binding
Source: RefSeq, a predicted model, not a curated record